AUGAAGUUCCAAAGCACCUCUACAGCCGCAGCUUUGCUGCUAGGCCAAGCUUUUGCCCUACCUCUGCCGUCUUCAAACAUAUUUCGCCGGGAGGUUCCCCAGGAGCAUUCCCAUGAUGUUUUCCUCUCCAUUACCAACGAAGCUCUAGCGAAGAGCAACCCCAAGGGCAUCACAGAUGCUGUAUUUGGACUUCUUGGUAAUGCAGCGGCUGCAGGCGGCGCUGGAAGCGUAACCAAUCUUGACUGCCUCAAACAAGAGACAGCCGAUCAGGCUUUUACCAACGGCAAAGCUGCUGGAGAUAUUCGAUUGAUGGCUGGAGCGUUGGUAUACCAGGCCCUGGAGAGGAAUACUGGUAAAGUCGGGCUGGCAAGUGUGACUUGUACUGAGCAAGCUGUCAACCCCGAAAUCCAAGCUGUAAAGCCUCACCAAGACCCAGCAUCUGCCAAUGCUGCUUCUAUUAACAAGGGUAUCACUCUUGAGCUCGCGAAGCAGCUCAAAGCUAUCGGCGCAGAUCCCAAUCUCGCUCUUCUGAGCGGUACCUUUGCUCCAGGAGAUCUUAAUGAUGCAACAGGCAAAGGCAAAGCUUGUGACGACCCUGAUCCUACUCUUGGAUGCAUCUACUCAACAGGCACGCUUGUUCUCGAUGCGAGCCAAGAUGAAGUCGCUUCCGCGGUUGCUGCUGUAUCCCAAACGUUUACUGGCACUGGCGGCAUUCAAGCCACAGCUUUGGUUGACUUGAGUAAAUUCUCGAUUGCCAACGCUCAAGGUAGUGGCGCUGCUCCAACGCCGAGUGCGAAUGUCGCGACGACCUCACAGGCAGCUGCGGCAGCAACUCCCACCACGGCUUCUCAAGCUGGUAACGCAGCUUCUCAAACCGGAGCCUCUAGCAGCAGUGAGACUUCAACUUCAACAGCUAGUGGAAACAACGUCCAGGCGUUUACCGGCACCCUUGGCGGCCCCCCUCCGCCUGUCGUUUCAGGCACGGGAAACCGACCGUUUUCUGUCAAUGGAGAUACCUUUGUCACCGUCGGAGCCGCUCUGCAACGAUCAUGCAGUAUCCAGCACAACGCGUGUGCCAAUGACGCCAACUCUGGCAAGCUCUCCGGGGGAGUUGGUCAAUGUGAUACGCAGAACACCCAGUGCACAGCAGCCGCUGCAUCUGGUGCUACCAGCAACAAUGACAGCAGCGCGGCAAACAACACGGCCACUGAUAGCAGCGCUGCUAGCGGUACCGCUGCGAAUGGAAAUGCAGCCGGCGCUGCUGGAAGUUUCGGCUCAUGCUCCAACCCCAGCAUCAAGUUCGCCAAUGGCCUUGAUGGCCGUACGGAGCCUGCAUUUGCCCCAGUAGAUGAAGCUGACUUCAAUCACGGCUCAGCUUUGAACAUCAAGGUCAUUGCAGACUUCAUUUGCGAUCGACUCAACUCUAGCUGCAAAGCCGGUGCCGCAGUAGUGUCGACGUGUCAAAGUGCCUCUGCAGCGGCCUCCCAGUUGCAGGGCCAGGCUGCAGCAGAUGCUUUUAACAAGGCUUUAGGAGUCUCUGCUAAUUGAGGUGCCUGAGAUUCAGUGAGGCUGGACUGUCAUUUUCAGAUGUUCAUCUGUGUACAUGUACCAGCGCACCAGCUUAUAAACCCAAGAUAGUUAAGCAUAGGCCAUUGAAACAAUGAAGACAGGAAAUUGCGGAAGGUUCUAUAAACAGUACAAUUUUAAUUUUUCGUUUUUGAAAGUGAUUGGCGCGUACAAGCAAAACGUGAUGUAACUCUACAUAGAAGGGGGAAUUGCCAAGUUUUCCAAUUUAGACCACUGAAUAUUAUUUAUGAGCGCAAGAUUAAUAUUCGCCAUUGCUUCAUUUUACCAGAGGGAACCAGCAAGCCAAACCCGGUUCUCAUUCCAGCUUACCCAAAGCUCUUAAAUUUCGGCUGGAGGCCUUCACAAGCAAUCCGCAGCGUAGCAAUGAUUUUCAAUAUGAUCCUUUUUCUUCCCAAGCAAACCAUCGAUCGAAGAUAAGAGUAGCCUCGAAUCGAAAUCAGCAGCGCAGAAAGUCUAGCUGAAGCAGAUUGAUCGGAUUCGUUAAUUUGGUGCUGGCGGUCACGGAAACAUCCCUGGCUCUGGGCGGGAAAUGUAUCGCAUGCAAAGGGUCAAAGUUUGCUCAACUCGAGCUACGUA
Messenger RNA from Trichoderma atroviride IMI 206040, 2163 nucleotides. RefSeq lists its product as uncharacterized. Lineage: Eukaryota; Fungi; Ascomycota; Sordariomycetes; Hypocreales; Hypocreaceae. The record is from RefSeq and is a predicted model, not a curated record.